AUGGCGGAAAGGACUGUACUCUUUUAUUACAUCUUUUUAGAGCUUGUGAAAUAUAAUAAUCAAAAACAAAUAAAUGGAUUUUAUAUAAAAAGUGAUGAUGAAUUCCCAGAAGUUGUUGAAUUUGUUAAUUCAAUUUCCGAAAAAUAUAAUUUAGAAGUUCUUGAAUUGGAAGGGCCGUUAAAAAGUGGAUUGAUUUGUUUAAAAAAUAAAAAGCCUGAAAUUGUUGCUACUCCAAUGGGUUCUCGUUAUAGUGAUCCUAAAGCUGCAAAAAUGAAAUCUAAAUGUGAAUGGACUGAAGAAGGAUGGCCUUCUUUUUUAAGAGUCUGUCCAUUGUUGGAUUUUAGUUAUUCUGAUAUUUGGAUUUUAUUACGUUAUUUAUGUAUUCCAUAUUGCUGUUUAUAUGAUCAAGGAUAUUCUUCUUUGGGUGAAAGGAAAAAAACUGCAAAGAAUCCACAUUUGAAAAUAAUUGAAAAUGGUGAAGGAGAAAGAUAUUUCCCUGCAUAUAUGUUGAAAGAUGAAAAAUCUGAAAGAAUUUUUCGUGAAGAUCGGGUCUCUGAAGAUGAGUGUGUCUUAAAAAUUAGUUGA
Messenger RNA from Meloidogyne enterolobii, 585 nucleotides. The record is from the annotation of a GenBank genome assembly. Lineage: Eukaryota; Metazoa; Nematoda; Chromadorea; Rhabditida; Meloidogynidae.